CUUUACACCGAUAAUAAAUCCAUAUACGUCGCAAGUAAUUCUAAGAUUUACGACUCUUAAGGAUUUCCUGCGGAUGUCACAUCAAGAGAGAUUAGGUUUAUUUGGUAGAUGGAUUGAUGAGAGACGAUUGCAAAAACUCGACGUGAUUCUGCAUGGAGCGCUCUUCGAUAAUGUCUUUGAAGAAGAAUAUAUUGACGAGGAAUAUAUUGAUGGGGAAUAUAUUGACGGAGAAUGCGCAAUGGAAGAUUUCUACAAUG
Paraglomus occultum is the source of this 257-nucleotide messenger RNA. Lineage: Eukaryota; Fungi; Glomeromycota; Glomeromycetes; Paraglomerales; Paraglomeraceae. The record is from the annotation of a GenBank genome assembly.